AAGUUAGUAUGAUACCGGUUUGAAUGUUGGAGAGUGUGCUGUGAUUAUAUUACUGUGACGUAAUGUAGCGACAAAUGUUUGGAAUAGAUACAUUUUUCAACAUUUCUAGGUCUACGUUUAGAAUGUGUUGAACGAUUCGGUGUUUCCGCAAGACAAUUUCCAUGUGACAAUGAUUUUUGAUCGGUUCGUCUAGUGUUUGUCUGUGAUCUUACCGUCGGAUAAUAUUCCUCUAGUGGAUUGUCUGUAGUGCGUGAAGACUGUUUAGCGAUGUGUUUAUGUAUAUAAUGAGUUGUUCUGAAGUUAUGUACCAAGCAUAUUAUCCGUAUUUAUAUCAAAGGGCUGGAGCAGCGCCUCCAGUAUCAGCUCAUCCAGUACCUAGAACUGGACCCUUCACAUCCCCUUUCGGCGCUGCUCAUCAGUAUGAUAGGUUUAACGUUCAAAGACUGCAGGAUGCGCAUACGCUGUCGCAGGCGGCAGCGGCGGCAGGAUCGAGCAACGGCGUUGUCGGAGGCGGUCUCUCCGGAAGCAUGGACAGCCACGUCGCAGCUUCUGGACAUACGCACCCCCUUUACCUGCAGGGCUCCGCGCAUAGUUCGGGAGGGUCGGUCAGUUCUACGGGAGGCGCCUCACCAACUAGUCCCCUCAGGCCUGGCAAGGAAGAAGACUGCAGUUUGCAUGGCAGGAGUAGCACGGAAGAUCCUCAGCAGGGGGUUGACGACGACGACUCCCAAGAAGCAGGAAGCUCGCGUGCACAGUACGUCUCUGCAAAUUGCGUGGUAUUCACCCAUUACCAAGGUGACGCGGCCUCCGUAGUCGACGAACACUUUUCUAGAGCCCUAGACAAGACGUCUGCUCACACGAAAGAAAGUUCACCGAUGUCUACCCGAAAUUUCCCCCCCUCAUUCUGGAACAGUCAGCAUUACACUGGUGCAACAGGAAGCGCCCAUCAUGCUGCAGAUCUCUAUUCCGAGCAUUACCAUCCCGGUGACGCUUGGUACCAGUAUAGUCAGCACCAUAGGGCAGUCCAUGACUACCAUCAUCACAACAUGGCCGCACAGUAUGGUGGUCUUCUCUUGCCAGGAUCGAGGUUGCACAUGGGAUCGCAUGCUCCUUGUAAAGCGAUGGAUUGGCAACAUCCUUCUAUCGAUUCACCGUAUUCUUCCUAUCCCACUAUGUCAGGUUUGGAGGCCCAAGUCCAGGACUCCUCCAAGGAUCUCUACUGGUUCUGAAAGCACCGGACAUUGUAUAGUUUCUUUAAAAAAAGUGAGACGUGAUCUAAGUGUAAUAUAAAAAGUACAAACUCUUAUUUAAACAUAAGUUUCCCAUGAAGACUUGAAACGUUUAUUUCAAAAAUAAAUGUUUCAUAUUAUAUAUCAGACGAUUGUGUAAAUAUAUUGGAAUCUGAUACUAAGUAUUAAAAAACUACAAUAUUU
Molecule: messenger RNA, 1433 nt
Organism: Leptinotarsa decemlineata (Colorado potato beetle)
Lineage: Eukaryota; Metazoa; Arthropoda; Insecta; Coleoptera; Chrysomelidae
Gene: vg
Product: transcription factor vestigial
Biological process (GO): regulation of DNA-templated transcription
Cellular component (GO): nucleus
Source: RefSeq, a predicted model, not a curated record